Emericellopsis cladophorae is the source of this 1608-nucleotide messenger RNA. RefSeq names its product Mitochondrial translocator assembly and maintenance protein-like protein. Bases 1 to 1608 code for a protein of 535 amino acids. The transcript has 2 exons. Gene Ontology annotation, molecular function: phosphatidate cytidylyltransferase activity. The record is from RefSeq and is a predicted model, not a curated record. Gene Ontology annotation, biological process: CDP-diacylglycerol biosynthetic process; cardiolipin biosynthetic process. Gene Ontology annotation, cellular component: mitochondrion. Lineage: Eukaryota; Fungi; Ascomycota; Sordariomycetes; Hypocreales; Bionectriaceae.
AUGGCGAGCGCGAGGAUAUGGGCGACGCCCAUCGUAAACGCGCGCGGCGUCGCUCCUCGCGCACUAUCACCGCAAGCCUCAUACUUUACCGGUCGACUCUAUGCCUACCAACGCCUGCCAGCCUUCAGAUACAUGCGAUAUUCCUCUAGCUCCGACUCCAGCGGAAAAAGCGAUGCGAGCUCCACCUCCUCCCGUUCCUCGUCGAGCUCUGCCACGACCACGUCGAAGCCAGGCAAGCGCGAAACGGCCAAGGGCAAAUAUAACCUGUAUGGAGACAACUGGGAGGACACGGCUGAUUUCGCCAUCAAGUCGUUCAGCGACCUGCCCCAUGAGAUGUUUGGGCACAAUCAGCACAUGCUGAUCAACUACGACCUCAAGGAAGCUAUGCGCAUAAUGCUUCGUCAGUUCAACGCCCCUAUUGUCUACUGCUUCGCAUACGGGUCAGGAGUCUUCCCGCAAGAGGAAGCGGUUCGGAGCAUCAGCGAGGCGGAUUUUCGGUCUGUCCACCCCAAGCCACCCAAGGCAUUGGUCGAAUCGCAAAAAGGCGCUCCCAAGAUGAUUGACUUUAUCUUUGGCGUGUCGCACACGCAACACUGGCAUUCGGUCAAUAUGAAGCAGCAUCGCAGUCAUUACUCAGGGGUAGCCUCGCUGGGUUCCGGGUUCGUGUCGCGCGUCCAGGAUUGGGGCGCAGGCGUCUACUUCCACCCGUAUGUGGAGGUAAACGGCAUGCUCAUCAAGUACGGCGUUACGAGCAUCGACAACUUGGUCACGGAUCUUUCGACCUGGGAUAGCUUGUAUCUCGCCGGACGGCUGCAGAAACCAGUCAAGAUUCUGCGUGAUCACCCUCAGGUCCGCCUUGCCAACCAGCACAACCUCAUCGCGGCAUUGCGGACAGCGCUGUUGCUCCUGCCACCCGACUUUACAGAGGCGCAGCUGUAUAGCGCUAUCUCUGGUAUCAGCUACCUGGGCGACCCACGGAUGUCUCUGCCGACUGAGAACAGGUCCAAGGUGGACAAUAUUGUGUCCAACAACAUGGUUCAUUUCCGUCGUCUCUACGCACCAUUGAUCAAGACGCUCCCUAACGUAACGUUCCUUGAUAACUGCCGUCUUGACGACGAGAACUGGGUGCUCAACCCCAAGGCGAACAGCAGGCUACAGCAAGAUAUGGACCCCUCGCCACGAGGCAACAUGGUGCGCCGGCUACCCACUACAUUCCGCUCAAAGCUCUACUUCCAGUACCAGAAAAAGCUCAGCUUGCCCAAGGAGGAUUUCAGCAAGAUGAUGAAGGCCUCUUCGGACGACGAAGGCAAGCGGCAAGGCGGAGAGUUCGAGAAGCGUAUCGCCGAAGACGACCCUGCCGCGCUGACCAAGACCGUCAGGCAAGUCAUCAAGCAGACUGUCAACUGGCCGAGCACAGUGCAAAGCCUCAAGGGCCCCGUGAUGAGCGGAUGGAAGAGGACGUUCCGCUAUCUCGGCGAAAAGUACGCAAAGUACAAAAAGGGGACCGAUGCGCAAGCGGCAGCAAAGAAGACCGCCCAAUCCCAGGAAGGGUCUAAAGAGAGCGAGAAAACCAAAACCUCCGAGGCCCCCCAGGAGAAGAAGGAAUAA